Molecule: messenger RNA, 1856 nt
Organism: Aegilops tauschii subsp. strangulata
Lineage: Eukaryota; Viridiplantae; Streptophyta; Magnoliopsida; Poales; Poaceae
Molecular function (GO): protein dimerization activity
Source: RefSeq, a predicted model, not a curated record
UCUAAAAAAAGGAAAAGAAAAUAAAACUCCUUCCUUCCUUCGUCCUCAUGCCCCGCCCCAGCGCUGCCUUGCAUAUAUAGCAGCUCGGCUUCCUCGCUUUGCCUCCCUGCUAUACUUCUCUCUACCAGCUUACUCAUCGCUCCAGAUCAAUCAUUGGCUGGCUCCAUUAACUAGUUACACUACUUGCUGAGGGAUGGAUGAUGUGUGGUGCAGCCUCGACAUGGCCGCCGACAUCGCCGGCCUCCACAGCGCCCUCGCCGACCCAUUCUGGCCCGCCGACCUUGACCUCAUGGUUUCGACCCACGAGGUGGAGGGUAUAGCGGACAUGGACGCGAGCGGCUUCUUCGUAGGAGGAGGGGAUGACCGCUUCAUGCUGCCGUCGUCGACGACGUCGUCACUCUCGUCGAAGCGAUCACUCUCCCUCGACAGCGGCGGCUCCUCAGGCUCAGGGUCUUUCUCGCUCGACCUCGCGGACGCCUCGCGGUACCAGGCGCCGGCGCUGCCCGUGCCGCACAACCCCUUGGCGGGCGCCGUCGACCACGACGACGAGGCGAUCAUGCGGGCUAUGAUGGCGGUCAUGUCUUCGUCCUCUGCCUCCCCGUCCUCCUCGGCAUCGUCCCAUCCGCAGCCCUUCUGCCGGGACCGGGACAGCAACAUGCAACAACAGUCAGCAGCCAUGGCGCGGCAGCUGCGUGGAGGACGAAGUGGCCACGUGAUGGUGAAGAGCAGCCUCUCCAUGUCGCCGGAGAGAAGCAGCAGCGGCGGCCCGGGACAGCAGCAGGAGGAUCCGACGAGGGCCGCGAGCGGCCACACCGGCCAGCUCUACCACAUGAUGUCAGAGAGGAAGCGACGGGAGAAGCUCAACGACAGCUUCCACACGCUGAGGUCGCUCCUUCCCCCCUGCUCAAAGAAGGACAAGACAACGGUGCUGACUAAGGCGGCGUGGUACCUAAAGACGCUGGAGGCGCAGGUCUCUGAGCUGGAGGAGAAGAACAACAAGCUGGAAAAGCACAUCCCGACCUACGACCGUGAGGAGGACGUGCCGCACCAGCAGAGGCGGCAGAGGGCUAAGGUCCAGAUCACCAAGGCGGCGUCGGACGAGGUGGUGAACCUGACGGUGAUGGUGAUGGUGGAGUGUGACGUGGUGGAGCUGGUGCUACGCAUCCUGGAGUGCCUCCGGUGGAUGGAGCAGGUCAGCGUCAUGUCCGUCGACGCUGACACCUACUCCCCGCAGGUGUUGCUCAAGGCCAUAGCCAGCAUCAAGCUCCGGAUCGUGGACCACGACUGGAACGAGGCCUUGUUCCACGAGGCCAUGGCCAAGGCUGUUAACGACGCAACCGUGUUUCGUCCUCCUCUCGUGCUCACCGCGUAGUAUGCAGGAAGAGGAAGGAUAUAUGUGUCCUAAUCCUGAGGAGCAAUUCAUAGCCAUACGGUCAUAUAGCCGUCCAAAGGUUAGGUUAGAUGGUUGGAUGUAACGUAGAAGCGGUAAUCUGUUUGCAAUAGUCGGAUGGGUGCCCCUGAUGAGUCACUCUGCACCAACAAGAUCAAAGACGAGAAAGAAGUCUUCAGUGCGAGAAGCUAGAAAUGUUUGUAUCGGAUGCCUGGAAGAUCGGAACCAAACUACCGACGAGGGACUAUAGCUAUAAAGGGCAGUACCAACCUCCGCCAAGGGGUAGAAGAUAUGUCUGAGCUCAUUCCCAUACCUUAGAUUGGUAGAUAGGAAAACGACAUUGUAAAUCUCAAUGCUCAUCAAUAAGGAUAGGUAGGCAUAAUGCAGACAAGUUACCCGUUCGGUGGCGUGAACCUGGAUAAAAUCAUUGUAUCACCUUCAGCACUGAUGAAAUCCCUUCGGGCAA